AUGGUUGGGACACUCAAGAAAAAUAAACCCCAAAUUCCCCCUGAAUUUCAACCCAGCAAAGGAAGAGCAGUACCAUCAAGUCUCUAUGGAUUCACCCAAGAUCUCACGCUCCUUUCUUACGUACCAAAGAAGAAUCAGGCCGUAGUACUCCUUUCUUCAAUGCACCACAGUGAAUGUUUUGACGAAGGAGUAAAUAAGCCAGAAAUCAUUGGCUUUUACAACGCCACAAAAGGUGGUGUCGACACCCUCGAUAUGAAGUGUAAUAACUAUUGUGCCAAUCGCAAAACAAGACGGUGGCCACUGGCGGUUUUUUACCAUUUGCUAGCUGUGGCUGGCUCUAACGGCCAUACUUUACAUGCAAUGUUCAAAGACUCCAAAAAAUGA
Leptinotarsa decemlineata (Colorado potato beetle) is the source of this 384-nucleotide messenger RNA. RefSeq lists its product as uncharacterized. Lineage: Eukaryota; Metazoa; Arthropoda; Insecta; Coleoptera; Chrysomelidae. The record is from RefSeq and is a predicted model, not a curated record.